UUUGUUAGGAAUUUUUCUUCUAAAAAAACAAGCAUACAAUUCCGGGUAAUGAGAAAAUGUCACAGAUCUUCGGCUAUAAAUAGAGGAGUAGCUAGAGAGCAUCUUCUUAUAUCAACUAAACUUUGUAUUCAUUUCCAAGUAUCACUCUAAAUCAUCUUUUUCGAAUUCGCCUCCCAAGGUCCGUCUAGAAAACUAAAUCAUCUUUUCGUUUUUGUAUAGAUCAUAUCAUUAUGAUGAUCUCGAUCUCUUUUUCUGUCCACUCGUCUACAUGUGACCGCUAUUAUAGUUUUCGAUAUCCGGUUUUUUAUGUUAACUCCUUCAUAUAGCUAGAUUCAACGCAUGUUUUUUUAUUUGUAAAGCCGGAAUUAAUUCGACCAGUUUCUUGUAUUUGUUUCUUAGAGUCUCUUAGGAAUCGGACAUCUAAUAAUACUCAACUCAAUCAGAUAAUCAUUUUCUUAUCUAAAUUCUUUGUGUUAUUGUGUUAUUGGAACAAAAAGAUAUGUCGACAGAGUCGUACGAAGACGCCAUUAAAAGACUCGGAGAGCUUCUCAGUAAGAAAUCGGAUCUCGGGAACGUGGCAGCCGCAAAGAUCAAGAAGUUAACGGAUGAGUUAGAGGAACUUGAUUCCAACAAGUUAGAUGCCGUAGAACGAAUCAAAUCCGGAUUUCUCCAUUUCAAGACUAAUAAUUAUGAGAAGAAUCCUACUUUGUACAAUUCACUUGCCAAGAGCCAGACCCCCAAGUUUUUGGUGUUUGCUUGUGCGGAUUCACGAGUUAGUCCAUCUCACAUCUUGAAUUUCCAACUUGGGGAAGCCUUCAUCGUUAGAAACAUUGCAAACAUGGUGCCACCUUAUGACAAGACAAAGCACUCUAAUGUUGGUGCGGCCCUUGAAUAUCCAAUUACAGUCCUCAACGUGGAGAACAUUCUUGUUAUUGGACACAGCUGUUGUGGUGGAAUAAAGGGACUCAUGGCCAUUGAAGAUAAUACAGCUCCCACUAAGACCGAGUUCAUAGAAAACUGGAUCCAGAUCUGUGCACCGGCCAAGAACAGGAUCAAGCAGGAUUGUAAAGACCUAAGCUUUGAAGAUCAGUGCACCAACUGUGAGAAGGAAGCCGUGAACGUGUCCUUGGGGAAUCUUUUGUCUUACCCAUUCGUGAGAGAAAGAGUGGUGAAGAACAAGCUUGCCAUAAGAGGAGCUCACUAUGAUUUCGUAAAAGGAACGUUUGAUCUUUGGGAACUUGACUUCAAGACUACCCCUGCCUUUGCCUUGUCUUAAAAGAUUCCUCCUACUCAAAUAUUUUCUCUAUGUUGUUUCUAAUUAUGUUCUUAUAAUCUUCUUCUGUUGCUUCUGUAAUGUCAUCUUUGCUACUUCUAUUCCAAUAGAAAUGAAUAAAGCUUUAAAGAGC
This is a messenger RNA of Arabidopsis thaliana (thale cress), 1406 nucleotides long. RefSeq names its product beta carbonic anhydrase 3 (gene BCA3). Gene Ontology annotation, biological process: carbon utilization. Gene Ontology annotation, molecular function: zinc ion binding; carbonate dehydratase activity. Bases 500 to 1276 code for a protein of 258 amino acids. The record is from RefSeq and is marked reviewed. Gene Ontology annotation, cellular component: cytosol. The transcript is spliced from 8 exons. NCBI's taxonomy places the organism in Eukaryota, Viridiplantae, Streptophyta, Magnoliopsida, Brassicales, Brassicaceae.